AUCCAAAUCUUCAUCCAAACAAUUAAUUCUUAUGGCUUCUACUUCAUUUAUCAUUAUCCACUUACUCUUCUUCUUCGUCUCCCUUUCUACUGCACAAACUUCUUCAAAACCCAAGGCGCUAAUCCUCCCCGUCGCCAAAGAUGACGCUACUCUCCAAUACGUAACCCACCUCAAUAUGGGAACUCCUCUGGCCACGAAAAAAUUCGUCGUCGAUUUAGGAGGCAAUCAUUUAUGGAUGGAUUGUGACGACGGAUCAUAUGUCUCAUCCACUUUUAAGCAAAGUCUCUGUGGUUCAGCUCCAUGCUCCGUCGCUAAAGCUACUUGUAAUAACGCCUGCCUUCCUGGUCACCAUAGACCAGGAUGUAACAACGAAACUUGUUAUGUUUUAUCUGUUAACACCAUCAAAGGUAAUCUUGAAGUUGGCCUUGUUUCUAGAGAUGUACUCUCCUUUCAAUCCACCAUGAACCGCGGCGUUAAGGCUGGUGCGUCGUCGUCCAAGCCAGUGGCUGUCGCCGAUUAUAUAUUUGCUUGUGCUAACGCUUGGGAUUUAAAAAGUCUAGCUGCUGGUUCUAAUGGAAUGAUCGGUAUGGGAAGAGAACAAAUUGGUUUACCUAAACAACUUUCUUCAUCAAUGGGCGGCAGUCUUAAGCGUAAAUUCGCUAUAUGUUUGCCGUCAACUUCGAAAUCUACUAACGGCGGCUUUAUGAUCUUUGGUGACGCUCCUUAUGUAUUCUAUCCAAACUACAAUACAUCAAAAGCCAUCGACGUCUCAUCAACAUUCACACACACAAAACUCUACGUCAAUACUAUCUUCACCGGCUCAUCCGUCGUAAUACGAGGCCCUCCGUCGCCGGAAUACUUCGUCAAAGUCACGUCCAUUUUAAUAAACAGAAAACCAAUUUCCAUAAACAGAAACUACCUCGAAUUCCACCGGAAUGGAACCGGAGGAACAAAGAUUUCCACCGUGGAACCCUACACUAAACUCGAAACCUCCAUCUACAAAUCUCUGGUUAAGGCAUUUGACGAGGAGAUAACGUCAGUCUGGAAAUCAAGAAAGGUGGCGCCGGUAGCGCCGUUUCAAGAUUGUUACAGCAUUGGAAACAUGGGCAUGACUGGUCUAGGGAUCGGUGUUCCUGACAUAACAUUUGAAUUCGAGAAUAAUGAGAGGAUUAGAUGGGGAAUGUAUGGAGCUAAUUCAAUGGCGGAGGUGAGCCGCGACGUGGUGUGUUUGGCGUUUAUGGACGGAGGUGAAAUGGCGUUUACUACAACGCCGAUCGUGAUAGGAGCACACCAGUUGCAGGAUAAUCUUGUUCAUUUUGAUCUUGAUUCUAAUAGGCUUUCAUUUACUGAAACUCUUUUGUGGGGAGAAAUUGAAUGUUCCAAUUUCAAAUUUUAGCAUCUAACAAAGAUUUAUUUUGGCCA
Messenger RNA from Mercurialis annua (annual mercury), 1422 nucleotides. Its product is annotated as probable aspartic proteinase GIP2. The record is from RefSeq and is a predicted model, not a curated record. Gene Ontology annotation, biological process: proteolysis. Gene Ontology annotation, molecular function: aspartic-type endopeptidase activity. The transcript has a single exon. NCBI's taxonomy places the organism in Eukaryota, Viridiplantae, Streptophyta, Magnoliopsida, Malpighiales, Euphorbiaceae. Bases 32 to 1396 code for a protein of 454 amino acids.